GACGCGACCUGAGGCUCGGGCCACCAUGGCUUCGCCCGUCCCCAGCGAGGGCUCUGCGCCCCCCUCGGUCUCCACGUCCUCCUUGCCCCUCGCUGCGCUCAACGUGCGAGUGCGCCGCCGCCUGUCGCUGUUCCUCAACGUGCGGACCCAGGUGGCGGCCGACUGGACGGUGCUGGCAGAGGAGGUGGGCUUCGACUACUUGGAAAUCCGACAGCUGGAGACGCGCCUCGACCCCACCGGCAGCCUCCUGGACGCCUGGCAGGGGCGCCCCGGCGCGUCAGUGGGCCGGCUGCUCGAGCUUCUCGCCAAGCUGGGCCGCGACGACGUGUUGGUGGAGCUGGGGCCCAGCAUCGAGGAGGAUUGCCAAAAGUACAUUUUGAAGCAGCAGCAGGAAGAGUCUGAGAAGCCCUUACAAGUGGCCAGAGUAGACAGCAGUAUCCCACGGACAGAAGAGCCUUUUGGCAUCACCACACUCGAUGACCCCCUGGGCCAAGUGCCAGAGCGUUUUGAUGCCUUCAUCUGCUACUGCCCCAGCGACAUCCAGUUUGUGCAGGAGAUGAUACGGCAACUGGAGCAAACAGACUAUCGGCUGAAGUUGUGUGUGUCUGACCGAGAUGUCCUUCCAGGCACCUGUGUCUGGUCCAUCGCCAGUGAGCUCAUCGAGAAGAGGUGCCGCCGGAUGGUGGUUGUUGUCUCAGAUGAUUACCUGCAGAGCAAGGAAUGUGACUUCCAGACCAAGUUUGCUCUCAGCCUCUCUCCAGGUGUGCAUCAAAAGCGACUGAUCCCCAUUAAGUACAAAGCAAUGAAGAAGGAGUUCCCCAGCAUCCUGCGGUUCAUCACAGUCUGUGACUACACCAACCCCUGCACCAAGUCUUGGUUCUGGACCCGCCUUGCCAAGGCCCUGUCCUUACCCUGAAGAUGACUCUGGGACCCUGUGGGUGCUGGCAUCUGUCUGCCUCUUUUGUGUUUGUAGGGGGUCUACAUGCCUCUUCAUUUUUAGAGAUGCUAGCUGCCGGCACAUCUGCAGCAACCAGACACUGUAUGAACACCACGUCUUAGGUCCUGCAUGGAACCAAUGGCUGCAAGUGUCAAGGACAGUGAUGAACGGGAUCAGUUGGGACUAAUUAGAGGACCAGCCAAGCCACCUCUGAGCCAUUUAUACAUCUUCAGCCUCACUUUCUUCAUCUGGCAAAUAGGAUGCGGAGAUUAGGCAGUAGCUGCCUCUGUAUCACUGCAGGAAGUGGUAAAGUGAUAGCCUGGCUGUUCUGGGAGAGAGCUGGCCUCUCCAAGAUUACAUGAUGACCACUACUGGAACUACGGGCAAGCUGGUACCUCACUGCCACCCCCUAUCCUCCCUCCUCUUCACAGGACAGAUGGGAAAGCAGGCUGAUCCCAGCAAGGUAUCCCAUCUCAAGCCUGAUUCUCUUGUGGGGCCUUGUCUCAUCUGGAUUGUUGACUCCUGCCAGCCUCUGCCCUACCUUGAGUAGUGACAAGUCCCCUAGAGCCCUGAACAGUACCCUGAACAGCUGUGGCUGCUAGAUGCCCAGAAGCACACCUCAGUUCUGUGGGGACAGGAUGGGGCUCUGGCUUCUGGUAUAUCCAUCAGAUAUGUGCUCUGGGGUUGGGUCACCAGGGCAGUGUCAGCAGGGACCCUAUCUCCCUGGGCCACCCAUAGUGAGCUCCCUUGAUUGCCUUGUUUGUUGACAAAGACAAGAGUGUUCCACCCUAAAGCUUGUGGCUAUAUGACCACAUACUAUCUUGCACACUGACACAGUGCACCUCCCACAGGUAUGAGUCCCACCAUCCAGGGGACUUGACUAUGUCUGCGAAUAAAAUGAAGCACUCUUGAUUCCUCUACUCUUUUUUCCUUACUCUGUAGACCUGACUGUUUUCUCCAUCCCAAAACUGUUUGUGUUCCAUCAAGCUGUGUAUCAGGGAGAAAAUGUCAUAGUCCCAGGUCUCUGUGCCCCAGGGUAGAGUCUAGAGCCCCAAAUUCAAUAGUAAGUGUCUUCUCUGUGCUACCUUCAGCAAGGCAUGAGCAGGGUGCUUUCCCUCUGUAUGUUGGGAAGGAAUGGAAGCCUUCCUCUAGGAAUGUGAGAUCUUGUUGAAGCACUUCGUUGAAGCACUUAGAUGCCAUGCAUCUGUCCCCCUUUGAUACUGGGCAUUUUAAAGUAAUUUGGAGAUAGUGUUUUCUAUACCUGUUCUAUAUGCUUUGUGAGAAUUUCAAAGACAUCUGAGAAGUGUCCAUGUUUGUCAUUUGUCCUUUUGUAUUCAAGGUUUAUAAUAAAGAGUAUUCUAUCUUGGGAAGGCA
Messenger RNA from Chinchilla lanigera (long-tailed chinchilla), 2311 nucleotides. It is a transcript of the gene Myd88, whose product is annotated as myeloid differentiation primary response 88. Lineage: Eukaryota; Metazoa; Chordata; Mammalia; Rodentia; Chinchillidae. Gene Ontology annotation, cellular component: plasma membrane. The coding region runs from base 26 to 916 and encodes 296 amino acids. The record is from RefSeq and is a predicted model, not a curated record. Gene Ontology annotation, biological process: MyD88-dependent toll-like receptor signaling pathway; Toll signaling pathway; innate immune response. The transcript has 5 exons. Gene Ontology annotation, molecular function: Toll-like receptor binding; TIR domain binding.